Molecule: messenger RNA, 4040 nt
Organism: Chrysoperla carnea
Lineage: Eukaryota; Metazoa; Arthropoda; Insecta; Neuroptera; Chrysopidae
Gene: jar
Product: myosin heavy chain 95F
Exons: 18
Coding region: 66-3824 (1252 amino acids)
Biological process (GO): actin filament organization; endocytosis; vesicle transport along actin filament
Cellular component (GO): myosin complex; actin cytoskeleton; cytoplasm
Molecular function (GO): microfilament motor activity; actin filament binding; ATP binding
Source: RefSeq, a predicted model, not a curated record
AUUUGAAAUUAUUAAUUACUGAAAUACAAAGUUGAAAAAUCAAGUUCCAAUAAAACGCAAGCAGAAUGGAGAAACAACAAGUUUGGGUGCGUGAUCCCAAUGAAGGGUAUAUUCAAGGUAUCAUACAUGAAAUUUUACCCGAUGAAGUUGAAGUUGUACCUUUGGAUAAAAAAUUUCAAAAGCGGACAUGUUCCUUUGAUGAUAUUUAUCCAGCUGGUGAAUAUACCACAGAUGUUGAUGAUAAUUGUGAAAUGAUGUUUUUAAAUGAAGCAACAUUAUUGAAUAAUAUUCGAACAAGAUAUAAUAAAGAUAAAAUUUAUACAUAUGUAGCUAAUAUUUUAAUUGCUGUGAAUCCUUAUAUGGAAAUUCCUAAUCUUUAUUCACCGAAGACAAUAAAAUCAUACCAAGGAAAGUCAAUCGGCCAAAUGCCUCCACAUGUAUUUGCUAUAGCGGAUAAAUCAUUUCGUGAUAUGAAAGUACUGAAACAAUCACAAUCGAUAAUUGUUUCUGGUGAAUCUGGUGCUGGAAAAACUGAAUCGACUAAAUAUAUUUUAAAAUAUUUAUGUGACUUAUUUGGGUCAACAGCUGGUCCUAUUGAACAAAAAAUUUUAGAUGCUAAUCCAAUAUUGGAAGCUUUCGGGAAUGCAAAAACAACACGUAAUAAUAACAGUUCACGUUUUGGAAAAUUUAUGGAAGUGCAUUUUAAUAGCAAAUAUCAAGUUGUUGGUGGAUAUAUCUCACAUUAUUUAUUAGAAAAGUCACGAAUUUGUACGCAAAGUGCCGAAGAAAGGAAUUAUCAUGUAUUUUAUAUGUUAUGCGCUGGUGCCCCAGAGAGCUUACGAUCAAAGUUACAACUUACAAAACCCGAUGAUUAUCAAUAUUUGAAAAAUGGAUGUACACAAUAUUUUACAACUGCAGCGUCUGAGAAAAAAUUAAAUAUGUCACAAAAAAGUAAAACGCAUAUAUCUACUGGAAAUUUAAAAGAUCCUUUAUUGGAUGAUGUAGAAGAUUUUGUACAAUUAGAUCAAGCUUUAUCACGAUUAGGGGGUCUAGACGAAAAUGGACGCUUGGAAAUUUACUGUCUUGUGGCUGCUGUACUACAUUUAGGGAAUGUAGCAUUUGAAGAAAAUCCAGAAGAUGCAAAAGGAGGAUCACGUGUUACAGCAAAUUCAGAAAAGUCAUUAAUAAUUGCUUCACGUUUAUUAGGAAUUGAUUCAAUGGAAUUACGCCAAGCUCUAGUAUCACGUGUUAUGCAAAGUAGUCGCGGUGGUGUUAAAGGAACUGUCAUCAUGGUUCCGUUAAAAGUUUAUGAAGCCAAUAAUGCUAGAGAUGCUUUAGCUAAAGCUAUUUAUAGUAAAUUAUUCGAUCAUAUUGUACAAUGUAUCAAUAAAAGUAUACCAUUCCAGGCUUCUAGCUAUUAUAUAGGUGUUCUAGAUAUUGCUGGUUUCGAGUAUUUCACCGUUAAUAGUUUCGAACAAUUUUGUAUAAAUUAUUGUAACGAAAAAUUGCAACAAUUUUUUAAUGAACGAAUACUAAAGCAUGAACAAGAUUUGUAUAAAAAAGAGGGUUUAAAUGUCCCCGAAAUUAAAUUUACAGAUAAUCAAGAUUGUAUUGAUUUAAUUGAAUGCAAAGGAACGGGCAUAUUUAGUAUCCUCGACGAGGAGUCUAAAUUACCAAAGCCGAGUUUUACACAUUUUACAGCCGAAGUACAUAAUCAUUGGCCUAAACAUUUUAGAUUAGCACUUCCAAGAGCUUCCCGAUUAAAAUUACAUCGAACAAUACGUGAUGAUGAAGGUUUUCUUAUACGUCAUUUUGCUGGUGGUGUAUGUUAUCAAACUAAUCAAUUCAUUGAGAAAAAUAAUGAUGCCUUACAUGCAUCACUUGAAGGGCUGGUACAAGAAAGUGGACAUCGACUAUUAAAAAGUCUGUUUCAAUCAUCAAAUUCAUCGUUACAAAAAGGAAAAUUAACAUUUAUUAGUGUUGGAUCAAAAUUUAAAAGUCAAUUAAGUGAAUUGAUGGAUAAACUGAAGAGUACAGGCACAAACUUUGUUCGUUGCGUAAAACCUAAUAAUAAGAUGAUUAGUCAUCAAUUUGAAGGUGGUUUGAGUUUAACUCAAUUGAAAUGUUCUGGUAUGACCACAGUAUUAGAUUUAAUGGCACAUGGAUAUCCAUCACGCGCACCAUUUGCCGAUUUAUACGGAAUGUACAAACAAUAUUUGCCAAAGGAAUUAUUAACACUUGAACCAAGAGUAUUUUGUGAAGCCAUGUUACAUAGCUUAAAUUUAAAUAGUAAAGAUUUCAAGUUUGGUAUUACUCGAGUAUUCUUUCGGCCGGGUAAAUUUGCUGAAUUUGAUACAAUCAUGAAAUCAGAUCCAGAAAACUUGAAAGCAAUUGUUCAACGUGUCAAAAAAUGGUUGGUGAAAUCUAGAUGGUUAAAAUCACAAUUUUGUGCCUUAUCAGUAAUUAAAUUAAAAAAUAAGAUACUUUAUCGCCGAAGAGCACUUAUUAUUAUACAAAAGACUAUACGAGGAUAUUUAGUACGAAAGAAACAUAUGCCACGUUUUAAAGGAAUACAGAAAAUUAAGAGUUUGAAAUCACAAGUGAAACAAAUGCAAGAAGUUGCUUCGCAAAUUAAGAAAGAUAAAGAUAUAAUUAUGUCAGAUAUUAAUAAAAUACAAUCAAGUAUUGAAGAGACGAUUAUGAAAAUUAAGAAACAAGAUUCAAUAACCGGCAGUCAAGUAGAGGCAUUGUAUAAACAAUUAUUAGAUUUAACAAAUAAUCAAAUGAAUUUAUUACAAAAACGAAUGCUUGAACAAAAGAAUGCAGAAGAACAAGAACGGUUGAGAAAAAUUCAAGAACAAAUGGAACUUGAAAAGCGCCGUAAAGAAGAAGAAGAACGUAAGCAACGAGAAGAAGAAGAAAAUCGCAAAAAAAAAUCCGAAAUGGAAGCACGACGAAAAAUCGAAGAAGAAGAGAAACGUCGACAAGAAAUUGAAGAUAAAAAGACAGCUGCAUUACUACAGGCUGAAUUGGAGAAAGAAGCUCUGGAAGAGCGUAACUAUCGUCAACAAUUGGAUCAAGAACGUCAUGAUCUGGAGUUGGCGCUACGACUAGCGCAAGAAAGUAAUGGCCAACUAGAAGACUCUCCACCCACUAUACGCAGUGCCAGCUCGGAUGUAUGCGGUUUCCAGAACAAUUAUAAAUUCAACAGAUCGGAAGCAGUUCGCAAUCAACAGGCAAUACAAGGCAAACAAAAAUACGAUUUAUCUAAAUGGAAGUAUUCAGAAUUACGUGACACAAUUAAUACAUCAUGUGACAUUGAACUAUUGGAAGCUUGCCGUCAUGAAUUCCAUCGUCGUUUGAAAGUAUAUCAUGCUUGGAAAGCAAGAAAUCGUAAACGCACGGUAAUGGAUGAAAAUGAACGCGCACCCAAAUCAAUUAUGGAUGCUGCUGUAAAAGCACCUAAAGUUCAACCAAAAAUGAAUUCUGUUGAGAAUUCUCAACGUUACUUCCGCAUACCAUUUGUCCGUCCGCCAAAUCUAAUAAAUGGUACCACUCCUGAACAACAGCCAAAUGGGAAACGUGGUUGGUGGUAUGCUCAUUUUGAUGGACAAUAUGUUGCCAGACAAAUGGAAUUGCAUCCUGAUAAGCCUCCAAUAUUAUUAAUUGCCGGAAUUGAUGAUAUGCAAAUGUGUGAAUUAAGCUUAGAUGAAACGGGAUUAACACGAAAGCGAGGCGCAGAAAUAUUAGAAAAUGAAUUUAACCGUGAAUGGGAACGUAAUGGUGGUAAACCCUAUACUUGCCCUAGUGAUCGAAAAAAAUAAUUAACUUAUAUUUUAUAUGCAAAGCGUAACAAAUAAAUUUUUAAAAAAUAUAGCUUCUUGUUCACGUAGAUAAACGAAAUUAUUUACACCUAAAAAUUUUAUUUUAAGUUAUAUAAUUAAAAAUUAAAUUCUAUUAAAUGUUGAAAACAUUCCUUUGUAAAGACCUAGUCUUGAUUGAAAAAACAAAAUAUUUAUUGAUUACUAUUAAACAUUUGU